AGAGGACAGAGGUAAUGCAAGUCCUUUUGCCAUCCGCUCCACUUCGUACUGUGUGCCCUGUGAGGGUCAGGCUGCUCUGCUUAGCCGUCUGCCGCUGGGCGCUCUGAUCACCCCUCUGGUAAAACAAAGUGCUGAAGAGAAGCCUCUCCCACUGUGCAAAGAGACAGAGUGUGUUGUGGGCUGUGGGGGGUGUGGAGCUUCCAUGUGUCCAGCGAUGGGCUGGCAGGAUUGUGGUCAAAGGUUUUACUGCCCCUUCUGUGGCAAACUCAGUGAAGUACCAUGGCAGCACUACCAGCCUACCAAUGGUGUGAACGGGGUUCGGGUUGAUAAGGAGAAGAGGCCUGAACUCAGCACGGGGUCAUAUGAAAUCCUCAAUUCUCAGAAGGGGGAAGCUGCUGCACUCCUUCUAGCCAUAGAUGUGUCUGUCUCAGCACUGAGAGGAGGACACUUGGAAUUCGUAACACAACAAAUACAAAUGCUGCUUAACUCUAUGAAAAGGGAGGAUGGUGAUGCUUUAGAUGUCCGUGUUGGUUUGAUGACGUAUGACAGCAGGAUCCACCUCUACGACCUCAGUCCUGAACUGUCCCGCCCACACAUGCUGGUCAUCACAGAGACAGAAGACCUUCAGCUUCCUGUGAGGGAGGGACUUCUGGUGCCCCUCAAAGACUGUAUCAGCAGCAUCGACAGGUAA
Messenger RNA from Pundamilia nyererei, 691 nucleotides. Its product is annotated as protein transport protein Sec24C-like. The coding region runs from base 203 to 691 and encodes 162 amino acids. The transcript has 6 exons. Gene Ontology annotation, biological process: intracellular protein transport; endoplasmic reticulum to Golgi vesicle-mediated transport; COPII-coated vesicle cargo loading. Gene Ontology annotation, molecular function: SNARE binding; zinc ion binding. Gene Ontology annotation, cellular component: COPII vesicle coat; endoplasmic reticulum exit site. The record is from RefSeq and is a predicted model, not a curated record. NCBI's taxonomy places the organism in Eukaryota, Metazoa, Chordata, Actinopteri, Cichliformes, Cichlidae.